AAAUCAAUUUUUAACACAAGUCACAACAACCCUCACUCCCUCCUUCCCGCCACUGCACCGCCGCUCUCUUCCUCCUCACCUCACUCCCUAACUAACUACUUCUAGGGUUAGGGUUUAUCUAACCUUUUCUUUUCCCAUCCCUUACUAUCUCACAACAGAGCGUAAUAGACAUGAGAGAAAUUCAGUUACAACUCAAUCAAACUCAGAAGCUCCGUCUCCAGAAAGUUCUAGAAACUCUAGAAUCUCAAUCUUCAAUUCCAAAUUCCGAUUCUUCAGUCACCAUAUCCGAUUCCAUCUCCGUCAACCACGAAGACGGCGUACUCAAGGGACACGGAACCACCGAUCAUAACGGUGAAGUCGUUGCCACUCUGUGUGGUAUUGUUGAGCGUGUUAACAAACUCGUUUAUGUUCGCACUUUACGCUCAAGGUAUAAACCUGAGGAUGGUGAUAUUGUUAUAGGGCGUGUAGUUGAGGUUGCUCAAAAAUGUUGGAGAUUGGAUAUUAAUUGCAGCCAAAAUGCUUAUCUGAUGCUUUCUGCUAUGAAUAUGCCGGACGGUGUACAGAGGCGAAGGACAGCCGUGGAUGAGUUAAACAUGCGCCGUAUCUUUGAGGAGGGAGAUGUCAUUUGUGCUGAAGUUCGACGUUCUCAGCAUGAUGACAUACACCUUCAAGCAAGAAGUCAAAAAUAUGGAAAGCUUAAUGCUGGUCAACUGCUUACAGUCGCACCGUAUUUAGUGAAGAGACAGAAACAGCAUUUCCAUCAUCUGGAGAAGUUUGAUGUUGAUUUAAUACUUGGUUGUAAUGGAUUCGUAUGGGUCGGGGAACACGUUGAAGCCAGAGAUGUCAUGGUAGAAGAUCCAGUGAACCUAUCUGAUCCACAAGUGUUAAUUCCAAAUGAAAAUUCUGUCAGUCUUGAAGAACAAGAUAAAAACUAUACGGCACUGGAGACAAGAAAUUACAUAUGCAGAGCUGCUAAUGCUGUUAGAGUAUUAUCCACUUUAGGAUUCACUAUAACAUUGGAAAGCAUCAAGGAAGUUAUUGAUCUAAGCAUUUCUGCAAAUCUUGAUAUACACGACAUGUUUGGUUCUGAGUUUUGUGUUCUGGUUGCCGAAAAAGAGGCAGAAAGGAGAAGCUCAAGUAAAAGGAAGCGGUAGAUUGUGAAACUGAACUAAUAUUUUAAAAAUCAAAUUGAACUAAACCGGAAAUCCUCCGAUUCUUUAGUUGGUUUGAUUUCAAUUACAUUGUAAUUUGGUUGAAUCGGAUAAAAUCCAUUCAAUCAUUGUCUAACUACAGUUGGUUUAACCCAUUUUGAUUUUUUACAUUUACAUAUAUAUUAUAAUUUUUAAAUUUAUUUAUUUGUUA
This is a messenger RNA of Trifolium pratense (red clover), 1362 nucleotides long. RefSeq names its product exosome complex component RRP4 homolog. The transcript is spliced from 6 exons. Gene Ontology annotation, cellular component: nuclear exosome (RNase complex); cytoplasmic exosome (RNase complex). Gene Ontology annotation, biological process: CUT catabolic process; nuclear polyadenylation-dependent rRNA catabolic process; poly(A)-dependent snoRNA 3'-end processing. Gene Ontology annotation, molecular function: RNA binding. Lineage: Eukaryota; Viridiplantae; Streptophyta; Magnoliopsida; Fabales; Fabaceae. The record is from RefSeq and is a predicted model, not a curated record. The coding region runs from base 171 to 1154 and encodes 327 amino acids.